CAAAAGGAAAGCAAACCCACAUGACUUUGCUUCCGGAUAUUACUGAUAACACAUUUCUCUUAUUAUCCUUUCCUUUUAUGUGUUAGUUUUGUGAAAUGAAUCCAUGAUUUAUUAAGGUUUGUUUCUUUCUCCGUUUAUGAGCGUUUGAAGUUCCAAGUAAAAAGACCUGGCCUUCUCAAACAAUAUUCCAUAUAUGUUUAUUUGAACUAACAUUGGUCGUAUUUUUAUCAUAAAACAAGCGUUGGUUGUAUUAACCUCAUUUCGAUUACUAUUAAUCAUACUAGUAGCUCUAGUAGUAUGAUCCAUUUUCGAACUAAAACUAAUAAAAAAAAAGGGAUCUGAAAUCCAACAUGCUGCGUGCGUAUUAUAAUUCACUGAAAUAGAUCCAAACUAAUCUCAUCAAACUUCGACUAUUUCUUAAUUGAAUUGACUUUUGAUGCCCACUCAACGACAACAAAACAAAGAAAAAAGCUUAUUCCAAAAGACAAUAGGAAAACACACAAAUUGUAAAGAUGGUAAGUUGGUUCUAAUAGUUGUUGUGUGGGGUUAGUUUUAGUUAUUAAUUAGUUUCUUGAAAUUUUGUAUAAUAUGAACUUUAAUGUUACAAAAAAAAGGAACUUUGAUUAUAUAUAUAUAUGCAGAUUAUUAUUUAACUGUCACACCAUAUUGCAAGCUAAAAUUAGCACCAAAUAUAUAUAUAUAUAUUUUUUUUAAUUAUGCAAAAUUAUUCUUCACUCUUUUCUUUUUACGGCUUUGAUCUAUCUUUAUAACAUAAUAUUGGUAUCAGAGAAUAAAUGUGUUUGAAAAUAUGAUAAAAUGUCGCUUAAUCUACUAAAUUUUGUUCAGGCAUAUCGUAUGCAUGCACACAUGAACAUAAUUGAUAUAAAACAGAUCUAUGAUAGACAAAUUGUCAUCAUACAAACUGAUCCACAUAAAAAUCUUCCACGCGCUGUGACUACUGCAUCCCGCCGACCAUGUUGUUUUUUUAAUCUUAUAACGACAUUAGGUGUUUUAUUUUAUGUUUCUAAAGUUUUCUGAAUUUAAACUAAUAAAAUCCUAAUUACGAUAACUAGGUAGAUGAUUACUUAGUUCGCCACUACUCGGGGUAGAAGCUAAAUAUUUCAACUAUCUGACCAAACUCUUGAAUGAUUUCUUAUAUAUAAGGCUUAACUUGGUGAAACUAUGAAAAGUGGAUUACCAAAAAAAAACUGUGGAAAGUGGUGUGUGAUAUGUGGUAAUGAUAUAAUGGAUACCCAAUGAUGCUACAACAUGUGUCUCCCAUAAGCACCCAGCCUAGAUGAACCACACUGUGCAUUAGAAAGUCGAAAUUAAUUAUAAGUUGAUACACAAACUAAAGAAGAAGAAGAAAUAAUUGCAAGCUUUAGCGAGGAAGAGGGGUCCCCUCAAAUGCUAAUAGACGAUGGAUCCAAAAGGUAAAAUACAUCUACAUUACAUUGUUGGGUGCAAUUAUUCAUUCCAUCUCAGCCCCUCUUUUGUUCCCUCUCCCCACCAUUUAGAAAAGAAAAGAAAAAAAAAACAAAUUAUAUUACUAUUGCUUUGCAUAUGUUUUUGACCUCUUUUUAUUCCUUACUUCAUUUGUUUGUUUAUAUUAAGGUUUUAUUCAAAUGAUUCUACAUCUUCGUAUGGUUUAUGUUCUAUUUCAAACGAAUGCUUUUUCAAGGAACAUAUACCAAGCUUUUAAAUUUUAGUUUUUGUUAUAGUUUUUGGACUUUAAGACAUUAUACAUGAUCUCCCAUCUCAAUCAAAAAGGACAAACCCCACUUAGUUAUCUCAUGAUUAUUUUAUACGAAUCACGAUUCUUAGUUCCCUAUACUUUAUUGGGUGCAAUGUAGGUUUGCAUAAAUAAAAUGAACAUGGAAGCUAAUGAAAAUUUUCAAAAUCUUCCAUAAGCUUUUAGGUAAAUGCUAGUUAAUGAAAUAUUUUAAAAAAUCGAACAAUGCCAAAAUAAAUAAAAAGAGUGAGUUCAACGUAUAUUCUCCUAAACCCAGCCGCUGAAAAGGAGCAGAAAUUAAAAGAGCAACUAACAUAAACCAUACAACUAUAUAUUAUACACAUACCAUAAGACGACGUCCCAAAAAUAAAAUGAAAAGCACCAAAUUAAAGAGACAUCACUAUAAAUAAGUAAAUAAUUAAGUUCUCUUCAAAGCUUAUGUGUUUCAAAGAUCACUUGCCAUACGUUUCUUUUUCUCUCUUUAAUUUCUUCUCUCAUCUUUUUCAUUUUAGUUUUCGCAGAUGCUUCUUUCAAGAACCAAAGUCUUUAAAUUUUCUAUUCUUCUUCAUUAAUACAAAACAAAAGAGGAUGAAGGAGACACUUAGGUGCUGCAUCGCCUGCAUCCUACCGUGUGGAGCUCUGGACGUGAUCCGCAUCGUACAUUCAAACGGAUACGUUGAGGAGAUCAGUGGUACAAUCACCGCCAGCGAAGUAAUGAAGGCACACCCGAAGCACGUACUCAAGAAACCAUCUUCUCCACCGUCUUCAGAUCAUGAUGAUGUCAUCUCAGCCACAAAGAUCGUUAUCGUCCCUCCAGAAGCUGAGCUCCAACGUGGCAAGAUUUAUUUCCUCAUGCCCGCAGCUAAACCAGAUAAAGAAAAGAUCCGCCGCGAAAGAAAUUACGCAAACGCCGUCAAGAAGCGUUCUCGGCAUCAUCGUGAAGACGUGGAUGAUCAUAAGUCUAACGGGGAAAAUAAUGGUAAAGACAAGGACUCAUCGGUGUUGAUCUCUGAUAGGUACUUGACGGAGAUAUUGUCGGAGAAAGUCGCGACCCAAAGAGAUCGGAGAAAGGGACGCGUCGGCGUUUGGAGACCGCACUUAGAAAGCAUAAAUGAAGAUUGAGGAAAACUGUAUCGCCUUUUAUUACAAAACAAGAGUUCAUUGUUUCAGUCGUUUUUUAUUAUUAUGUAUUUUAGAACAUUGGUCCGUAGUUAUUUUUUUUUGGGGUAAUGGUUCAUAAUAGUUGUUUAAGCAACGAAACAUCAAGAGAAAGUGUGUUUGGUCAUCUGUAA
Molecule: messenger RNA, 3024 nt
Organism: Brassica rapa (field mustard)
Lineage: Eukaryota; Viridiplantae; Streptophyta; Magnoliopsida; Brassicales; Brassicaceae
Source: RefSeq, a predicted model, not a curated record